AUGGGUGAGCAGGUGCUGCGUCUCGCGGAGGAAGUGCUGCGGCUGGAGCGGGAGCUGGCCCAGCAGCGGCAGCUGCGUGCGCACCAGGCACAGCGCGCACACGCGCAGGCACAGGCGGUGCGCCUCUGGGUCGCCCAGCGCCUCAGGCAGCUCGAGGAGCACAACACCCGACUGCAGGAGCAGAAUGAGCGGUGCAACGAGCAGCUGGAAGAACUGAGACGGCGACUUGCGCAGCUGAGCGAGCAGCUAGCGACCAGUGCCCCGCCCGACGACGACGAAGCUCCGCCCGCCUACACGGCUGCUGUCCUGCACCCCACGAGUUGUCCGGGAGUGCGGUUGGAGCGCAAGCGUUUCCGGGAGGUCACCACACUCUCCUCGUGCAGUUCCAUGGCCUCGCCCGAGGAAGACGGCACGGCCCACAAGGGGUGGCCAAGUCCAGCGCUCGAACGGUGUCGACGAGGCGUAGUAGCUCCGGAUGAGGAGUUGCACGACUACGCCGAGAUAUACACCCCGAGCCGGGAAGAGGGACCUGCGGUUCCGGGGAGUGACACUGGGCGGCCCCCUACACCCCCAAGACACCGUUUCCCAUCUUGGGAAUCUCGCAUCUAUGAGGUUGCGGCCAACGGCAUCAUCCAGUCACUCCACUCGGGCACUUCAGGUGCCUCGAGCCUGGAAGGUACCCUGCCUGGCAGCCGCCUCCACAGUGCCUUCUCCGAGCUCAGCGUGCCUGUCUAUGCCGCUGUCAAAGGGCGAGCUUCGCAGAUUCGGUCAAUGCCUUUCACGGGAGAGUCAUCGGAUUCGUCGGACAACGAGGAUACCAGUCGGACGCCCCUUAGCGGAUCCAGUGACCGAUCCCCGAAGGCUGUUGGCGUGCGCAGAGCCUUCACUAGUACGCUACAUACAUAUCUCAAACAUGCAAUCCCGACUCUCACCCACGCAGAGACUUCGGCCGAGUCACUGCUGUCGGAUGAUUAUGCAGUCCCUCCAGAUGCAGUGUCCACCACUGCCGACACCCUGAGCCUAGACUCCCUCGAACCGCACCCGCCGGUGGUCUCCAGGGGCACCCAGGAGAGCCUUUAUCCCGCCCUACCUGAGCCAGCCGAGAAGAGCGGCUACCUGACCAAGCUUGGGGGCAAGCUCAAGACCUGGAAGCGCCGCUGGUUUGUUCUGGCCAAUGGGACGCUGCGAUACUACAAGGCACAGAGUGACGUUGGCCGCAAACCGAGGGGCCAGAUUGCCCUGGAUGAGGUCUGCCGGGUCACUCGGGCUCACGGCGCCACCACCUUUGAGAUAGCGACAGACAAGCGGUCCUUCUACCUAACAGCCGACUGCACAUCCACCAUGGAAGAGUGGGUACGAGUGCUGCAGCAGGUACUGCGCAACCGACAGUUGGGCAGUAGCCACGGCGCGGGUGAAGCUGGCCGGCCCACAGUGGAUGGCUGGGUGACCAAGGUCAAGCACGGCCAUGCCCGCCGCUGCUGGGGUGCCCUCAUUGGUCGCACUUUCUUCUACUAUCGGGCCCCGGACGACACGAACCCCCUGGGACAGAUUCCGCUGCGUGAUGCCCGGGUGGAGGAAGUUCUCCACCUGUCCGAUAGUGACGACGAUGAAGCGGCCGCAGACAAGAGUGAGCGAAGUGGCACGCACAACACUCAGCAGCAACAACAGCAGCAGCAGCAGCAGUUCACAGUAGCCCUGCUUCCACGGAACCAGUCACCCACGUACCUUCUGUUCCCCACCAGGCAAGAAAUGGAUGCCUGGCUUUAUCACUUGACGGUCGUGUCUUCGGGAGAGAACGCGUCGGGUAGCCAAUACGAGCAGCUCAUCAGCCGGCUGCUCGAAGUGGACGGGGACCCAGGGAGCGUGGUGUGGAGGCACCCCUUACUGCUUCACAGCAAGGAACCCUUGAGCCAGCCCCUGACCAGCCUGGCCUCCGAGGAGCUGCAGUCGCAGGCCCUGCGGCUGUUCAAGUCAGUUCAGCUGUUCAUGGGCGUUCCCCUGGAAGCGUCUGGCAUCGACUACCACGUGGCCCUGGCCCAGAAUUCUCUGGCCCAAUGCCUCUCGUGCCCUGCACUCCAGAACGAGCUCUUCUGCCAACUCAUCAAGCAGACCUCACCGCUGCCAGGGGGACACAGGCUUGCCGGAGUGCAGCAGCUGCUGCUGUGUGCCACCCAGUCGCUGUUCCUGUGUGACUCUUCCUCUGAGAAGGGCUCGCCGACAACUGACAAGGCUGGUGGAACACCGCCUCCUCCGGCCCCGGCACCGCUAUGCCAUCAGGUGCCACCACCCCCGUCCCAGCAGCCGGCUGACUGGGUUCUCGUGCAGGGAUGGCAACUGCUCUCUCUCGCAGUGGCGCUCUUCCCGCCUCGCAACAGGACCCGGUGGCUUUUGAGGAAGCACCUCCUGCGGCAUGCGGACUCAAGGAGUGAGCCAGGCCAGUAUGCGUCGUUCUGCGGCCGAGCCCUGGAGCGUGCGUUGAAGGCUGGCAGCCCCCGGGAGUGCCGUCCCUCGCGCAUGGAAGUCCUUAGCAUACUGCAGCGCAACCCAUUUCAUCACUCCCUGCCACACUCCAUUCCCGUUCACUUCCUCAACGGCACCUAUCUGGUUGUUGGCUUCGACGGCUCCACCACGGUGGACGAGUUCAUCGGGACAUUGACCCAGGAAGCCGGCAUGCGUGACCCGAGUCAGUCAGGCUUUGCUCUCUACAGCGAUGACCCCAUUGACAAGGGCGUCCAGCACUGCCUCAACCUCUCCACCCAGAAGGGGGACUCCUUGCUGGCGGACGAAGGUUACCAAUGUGGCACUCUCAAGCUGUGCGAUGUGAUCUCUCGUUGGGAACAGGCCCUUCGGGAGCGCCAUCUGGGCAAAGUGGAGAACACACGAGUUAUCUGUCUCACCUUCAAGAACAGGUUGUUCCUGCGCCAGCACCAGAAGGCGGAGACGGAACGGGAGCGGCUGCUCACCUGCUACGCCCUGCACAGAGAGCUCAUGCAGGGGCGCUUCCCUCUGACGCACGAGAUGGCCCUCGAGAUGGCUGCCCUCAUGGCGCAGAUCGAGUAUGGUGACCACUCGGGCGAGCGGGUGCGGUCCAGACCCCAACUGCUGCAGCAGGCCCUGGAACGUUUCCUGCCCCAGCAGUUCCUGCUGCCAGACAAUAAGUGGGUUCAACAGGACAGCCUCGGGGAGAGGUGGGCAGCCCUCCGGGGCAGGCCCGCACAGGACUGUGUGCGCAUCUACCUCAACUGCGUUCGCAAGUGGCCUUUGUGCGGCGCCAGGCUUUACGCGGUUAAGAUGAAGAGCAAAGAACAGCAGAGCCUGUGGCUAGCUGUGUCUGAGGACGGUAUCAGCUUGCUGGACUGUGUAACUCUGCAACCAUGGGUGCAACAUCCGUACUCGAGCGUCAUGACAUUUGGCGGCUGCCAGGAGGACUUCAUGCUCGUCGUCUGCCCGGAGGCCGGGGAGCCCUGCACGGAGCGUCUGCUUUUGCCAUGCCCAAGGCACAGCACUAGUAGCGCUAUGGAAGGAGUUCUAGAGGUCACUCUCCUGGUAGCCGACUACAUGAACGCACUAGGUGCCACAGGUGCUAGUGUGGCACCCUCUCCGGGCGGCAGCCUCGUGGUGGGAAGUGCGCGGAGCCGGCUCAACAUGAACCCGUGCUCCGCGACCUCCUCGCCCGCGCUGUCCACUGCCUCGUCGCGACGACCCCUGCUGCCGACCCCCGACUCCUGACGGUCGCCGUCCACCACGCCCCGACACAGGCCCGACUCCUCUGCGACGAGCACAGGUGGCGCCGCCGUCACUGCCUCACCGCGCAGUGGCAGAGCCACCUGGAAGUGAGGAGCAUCGCCAAACAGUCAGGGACGUGGUGCAACUGCCUUCUUUCCCUUGUAAAAGGCAAAGGCCCGUGCAAGAGCCUUGCCUGUUAGCUGGUGCUCGUACAUUUCGACAUUGAAGAGAAAACUGCACAUGUGGCCAAAUUGCAUCGUGCUGCAAAGUGAAGUUAAGCGAGAGGGAUUCUGUAAGACGCACGUGCCAUCUGACAUAUUCAACACCGAGUGCGAUUUCCCGUGCGAUCUCAUCUUCUACAACUAGUCAUACUGACAACAACAUCCCGCUAGAUUUUUUAACUGGUUCCAAUGAGUAGCAGCAGUCAUAAGAGCCAUGUUUCACGACCGUGUGCCAUUCAGAACAUGACAUCGCCCCUUCCAUGCUCUGUGUUAUCUGCUACCUACGAAACUGAUGGGCAUGCACAAUCCACGGCAAACAAUGUGCUACGGUGUUAGCCAAGACUGCUCCCUACAGUCUACGUACUAGUGCAGCUCCAGGUAUCCAAAGAGGUUCAGGCCUGUGUGCCAAUGCAACUGCGUGCAUUGCUUUUCUCGUCAACCAUCCCUCACCUCGAGGAUCGUGCCAAGAUGUGCCACAUGACUUGUUGCCAAGUGCUCAAAAAUGUUCGCACUAUGUGUUGCUGCUCAGUAGGGCCUGCUCGUAUCGUAGUGACUGCUAUAAGAAAAAAAUCUGCUGCGGUGGAGUGAUAUUAAUUUGUUUUGUUCAAAUCUGGAGACUUGCCCUUGCCCCCAUCCCAGUGUUAUGUCAGAGAACAACGGUAAUGUUUGGUGUAGGUAGUCCAAGCUUGAGUGUUCAGUGGCAUUGGAUAAUAAGGCAUGUAUGGAAAGAGCAGACAACAUGAUGCUGUUCGUGGAAUACCUUAGCAAGAGUUCUUGCGAUUACACGUACAGGAAAGCAGCUCUAGUGCGUGGUGCUACAAGAAUGGGAAUGCUGGGAAGGGUAAGAGGGGAUGUAGACGAAGUGUGGACGCUUCGCUUGCUUCUUUCUUGCUCCUCCCUUUUUGACGGAAUGUAUUUUGUGCCACAGUCAAUUUCCGCAACUUAAGCACCAACCUGCCCGAAAAGAAGUCAUUUUGGAUGUAGACGACACCUUUAAAAGGACACUAAAGGCAACUAUUAAGCCGACGUUGAUUGUUGAAAUAGCUGUCCAGAAACCUCGUAGUGUUACUUUUGUGCUAAGGAAUUGCUUAUUUUGAUAUAACAUCAUGUUUUAGUGGUCCGCAUUGGGUUAGCGCACAUUAAAUUACCCGCCGGACCGUCUCAUGCCACUAUUGUCAUGGACUACGCUGUCCGUCUUUACUGCGCGGCCCCCCACACAUUUAGCAGCAGAACGAAAGCAGCGUAGUCACAGCAGCAGCAACGACCGCCAUUGAUCAAUUUUCUGCCAUUGACUCCGAGAUGGCAGACGUGUUUUGGUUUAACUGAGCCCCGCUAGAUGGCACGACUUGUCCAGUUUAAUCAGGCAAAAAUUGAAUGUUUAAACCAUUUGCGCCAUUUUUCAAUAAUAACGUUCAGCGGUUCUUUUUUCCAUGAAUCAAACAGAAACGAACAAGCAGCAUUUUAUUACGCCUCUUUAUGCGCAGAAGGUUCUUUAUUUAGUGCAGCUAGUUCGAUUACUAGUGAUUAUUCGUAGACGGUUCGUCCCACGUCAUCGAGAUCAUUUUGAGAACGUGCUAUCGUAGCGCAUGUUUUCACGUGCAUUUACCCUAAUUUCUCGGCAAGUAGGGCACUGCUGUUGAUAUUGUCGUUUUAGACAAUGUCAUACAUCAAGCUUUCACUCUCACAUAAAUUGUUAUUUGAUUUUAGUGUACCUUUAAAAAGACACUCCAUCAAACCAGGGGCGUCCAUCAAACAGCAUUCCAUUCCUUGCAGCAUUCUAGUGUCGACGAACGUCACUUGUAAGCUGCUGCUUUUUCCAUGUGAUUAAGCUCAAUAGUACUAAUUUUUCUCUAAAUUACAAGCACCCGUACUGGUCUGUUUCUUUACAUCAAAUGUAAACACUGACAUAAACAAUUGAAGUAAAGAAAAAUUGGAACAUCUUGCUAUCACACCUUUACUUUAGUUACAUGUUCAGUUGUGUGAAAAAGGCGUUAGCUAGUGUACUGAUGAAGAAUGAUUGUUUUUAUAAAUGUUCUAUUUUUGAGGAAGCUUUAUUAUAGUAUGCACAGAUGCGGCCAUUUCUUGGCCAAGUCAUGUUCGAAGAUAGCCGUGCACUUCCCCUUGUGGUCCCACAGUGUGAUAUUGCUGGAGUAACUCUCAUCUGAAGUGGUAAUAAUGAUUGUUGACAGCUCACAUCCCGAAAAAACGAUGAGUUAUCAGAGAUGCCACGGUAGAGGGUUAUGGAAAUUUUGAUUGCUUGCGUUUUUUUAUGCGCGCCACUGUCUAGUAAGCACGCAAGCCACCAGCUUUUCAGCUCCGUCAAUAAGUGGCCAUUGCGGCCGGGAUUGAAUCCCACAUCUUUCAGGUCUCUGUAGACAAGCACCUAGACAACCAUGGUGGAUGCAUGAGCAGCGGUGUUGUCUAGCAGAAACCUUACUGCUUUACAAGUUUAGUGAUUGGCCAGUCCAAUGCAUACUCUGUAGAGGUAAGAGCAAAAAAUGUUCUCCUCACAGCAACUGUUUCGUAGAGGAUUUUUUGAAGUGGCAUGCACAUUUACCGGCCCCUCUAUCUUGGCAUCAUGUCUUUUGCUUUCGAUAUGAAUCACUGCCCUUAGUUGUCAUCUUAGUUGUGAUUUGUUAGUGUGUUGGCCGUACUCGUUUUCCAUAUAGUGAAAGCACUGUUCGAGCCAAUACCAGGCAGAAAAA
Molecule: messenger RNA, 6652 nt
Organism: Rhipicephalus microplus (southern cattle tick)
Lineage: Eukaryota; Metazoa; Arthropoda; Arachnida; Ixodida; Ixodidae
Cellular component (GO): cytoskeleton
Source: RefSeq, a predicted model, not a curated record